CAGGUUGACGAUGAAUGCUACAAAGAUUGGAGUCUUCACCUUCUUGUGGCAAAGAAGAUCUUGGGAAUCAAGAGACUUCCUAGAUUUCCGCUCACUAUUAUUCUUGAAGGUGGAAGCAUCCAUGUAGAUGGAGCAGGGACUUGCCUUACCACUGAGGAGUGCCUCUUGAAUAAAAACAGGAGCCCACAUUUAAGCAAAGAACAGAUAGAGAACGAACUUAAGGCAUAUCUUGAAGUCAAGAAGGUGAUGAUGACACAAAUGGUCAUAUUGAUAAUAUCUCGAUAUUAAUUUAUAUUUCCAAUAAUAAGGAAUCGAGAUCUACGGUGAGAAAUGAGCGAUUGAGGAUCUACUGAUACAGUGGACCAAAGAUGGGGUGUACGUUCUCGGGAUUGAAUGCGCUCUACGACGCCGUCAACGGCGGAGGGGAUGUCUGGAUCAACGAGACCAGGUUCAGGAUCGUCAGGCAGCUCGGCGAGGGUGGUUUCGCCUUUGUUUACCUUGUCAAGGAGGUGCUUGCCGAUUUGGCUUCCGCCGGUGGCCUUGCCAACAAAGUCAAGGAUCCUUCUCAUCUCUCUGAGGAUGGUACUUAUGCAAUGAAGAAAGUUCUGAUUCAGAACAAUGAGCAGCUGGAAUUGGUUCGGGAGGAGAUCCGUGUUUCAUCACUGUUUAGUCACCCUAAUCUGCUUCCACUUCUUGAUCAUGCUAUUAUAGCUGUUAAGCCUACACAAGAAAGAGCAUGGAAACAUGAAGCAUACUUGUUGUUCCCAGUUCACUUGGAUGGAACAUUGCUGGACAAUUCUACAGCCAUGAAAGCUAAAAAGGAGUUCUUUUCCACAUUAGAUGUUCUUAAAAUAUUUCGGCAGCUGUGUGCAGGGCUCAAACAUAUGCACAGUCUUGAGCCUCCAUAUGCACAUAAUGAUGUCAAACCUGGCAAUGUUCUUUUAACCCAUAGAAAAGGGCAACCACCACUGGCAAUAUUGAUGGAUUUUGGGAGUGCAAGACCUGCAAGGAGGCAAAUUCGCUCUCGUUCAGAGGCAUUACAGCUACAGGAAUGGGCAUCAGAGCACUGUUCAGCACCUUUCCGAGCUCCUGAGUUGUGGGAUUGCCCAAGCCAUGCAGAUAUUGAUGAGAGAACUGACAUUUGGUCACUUGGAUGCACUUUAUAUGCAAUUAUGUAUGGAACAUCUCCCUUCGAGUAUGCACUUGGAGAAUCAGGAGGAAGCUUACAAUUGGCAAUUGUAAAUGCACAGAUUAAGUGGCCAGCUGGACCCAAACCUCCAUAUCCAGAUGCUCUUCACCAGUUUGUGACAUGGAUGCUUCAGUCACAGGCGGCCAUUCGUCCUUGCAUAGAUGAUAUUCUAAUUCAUGUAGACAAGUUGAUCUCAAUCUCACAGUGAGAUGAUAAAUGGUCAGAAAGCAGCAACGGUUACAUCAGAGACGCGCAAGUUGACCAUGCAUGUUUAACAUUUCAGCAACUUUAAAUUAUCUUACAUACAAGCCAAUCACUAGGCGUGCUUUUUAUACCUGAGCAGUGAAAGCAGAUGGUAAAGUUAUAGCAGCUCUUUUAUGUUACAUAUGUUGCACCUUUUGGAGUAGUUAGUGGUUAUCCAUUGAUUUGUUUCUUUUAAAUUACUAUUUACUUUGUGAAAUGCUAUUCAAUGAAGUUGAAAUCUCCCUCUUCAGCCAAAGAUUAGAGUAAAAUCACUACAAUUUG
This is a messenger RNA of Rubroshorea leprosula, 1714 nucleotides long. The record is from the annotation of a GenBank genome assembly. NCBI's taxonomy places the organism in Eukaryota, Viridiplantae, Streptophyta, Magnoliopsida, Malvales, Dipterocarpaceae.